Messenger RNA from Rhinichthys klamathensis goyatoka, 5129 nucleotides. RefSeq names its product zinc finger, MYM-type 2 (gene zmym2). Gene Ontology annotation, molecular function: zinc ion binding. The transcript has 22 exons. The record is from RefSeq and is a predicted model, not a curated record. The coding region runs from base 16 to 4122 and encodes 1368 amino acids. NCBI's taxonomy places the organism in Eukaryota, Metazoa, Chordata, Actinopteri, Cypriniformes, Leuciscidae.
GUGGUUGCCUAAGCAAUGGAUGGAGAUUUGGAAGCAAGGGCAGAUGUUGAGGAGGCAUGUACAGUCACAGGGGAGGAGGAAGAGGAGGAGGAGGAGGAGAAGGAGGGGGAGGGUCAUGUGAAAACUCCCAGAACAGAGCAGACUCCAUCUGCAGAAGAGUCACAGGCGGCACCAGACCUGCCCAAGGCCUCAGAAGACAAUGAUGAUGAUGUAGUAUUGGUAGAGGGGCCUCCUGCUCAGUCUCAGGGGAGAGUACAGCCCCCCAGCCCCACACCUGUAGAGACCCUUGCUGCUGCCAAUGACUGUGCAGAGUCGGCUACCACGGCAACAGCUUUGUCCAAGGCGCCCAGUCCUCCCUCCUCUGCAGCUAGCGCAGGCACAACCGCAUCAACCACGGCCAAAAGCCAGAGUGAGCCAAUCGUUAUCGACGACGAGGAGGAUUCUGAGCUCAAGGGUGCCACCUCUUCCUCCUCGCCACCCCCUGAGGCUAAGGAUGCCCUGAGCAGCACAGAGCCUGACUCUGAAAUCAGAAUCGCUAGCGUUACCACACUGGGAAUGGACUCUUCUGCGGUUGCAAUGGCAACGUCAACCGCAACAGACAUAGAGGAUAUAAACCUCAUGAUCACGAAUGUGACAUCGCUGAAAGGUGAGGGCGGUCCAGUGGCAGGCCAGUUGGAGGAUUUGGAGGGGGCCGAGAAUGGGCUGCAGAUCAGCAGUGCAUUCAGCUUGAACCCAGAGGCCCAGCAGAACCAGGGUACAGCCGGCAGACCGUCACCCACAUUCAACCCAGGACGCAUUAGCGCUGCAAGCCAGCCUGUGCAGAAUGGAGAAAUGGGGACGCACCAGAGAUCUGAUUCUUGGAUCUCCCAGUCGGCCUCUUUCCCCCGUAACCAGAAGCAGCCUGGAGUGGACUCACUGUCUCCUGCAGCUCCUCUGCCCAAACCUCCCUGCCAGUCCUCCUCAGGAUCCCAGCAGCCGCAGCGCACCAUGAAAGUCACAUGCGCCAACUGUAAGAAGCCUUUGAAGAAAGGCCAGACUGCGUACCAGCGCAAAGGAUCGUCCCACCUGUUCUGCUCGACAACCUGCCUGUCUGCCUUCUCCCAUAAGCCCGCUCCCAAGAAGAGCUGCACCAUGUGCAAGAAAGACAUUACCAAUAUGAAAGGAGGCACCAUAGUGGCCCAGGUGGACUCCAGUGAAUCAUUUCAGGAGUUCUGUAGCACAGGUUGCCUGGCUGCUUAUGAAAACAAACAGAAUCCUCAGAAGAACCAGCUCAAAACGAAGUGCACCGUUUGUGGAAAGCUCACUGAGAUUCGACAUGAGGUGAGCUUCAAGAACGUGACCCACAAGAUCUGCAGUGACGCGUGCUUUAAUCGCUACCGAAUGGCUAACGGGCUCAUUAUGAACUGCUGCGAACAGUGCGGGAACUACCUGCCAAGUCGUGCCACAGCAAACCACUUUUUACUCAUCGAUGGUCAGCAGAAACGCUUUUGCUGUCAAAAUUGCAUCAGGGACUAUAAACAGACUCAUGGGAAGAUAGUGCAGUGUAGUGGCUGUAAGGUGAUGUGCAGAUCAUUUGAUGCCACUCAGUGUAUUGGGUCAAAUGGAGCCAUGGAGUCUUACUGCACCACAGCCUGUAUGACCAAGAGUAAAUUCACAGCUGCUGCACAGAAUUCUGAGCCCUCAUGCCACUUCUGUAAGAGAAAUGCAUUACCUCAAUAUCAGGCAACUCUGCCUGAAGGGAAGGUUUUGAGUUUCUGCAGUUCACAAUGUGUCACCAAGUUCCAGAAUGCCACCAUCCAAACAUCAGCCAAUGGGCAACUUCCUGUUUCAGCUUCAGAGAACAUUCAGCUGAAAUGCAAUUACUGUCGUGGUUCCUUCAACCUGAAGCCAGAGAUUCUGGAGUGGGAGGAUAAAGUCCAUCAGUUUUGCAGUAAGGCCUGUUGUGAUGACUACAAGAAGCUCCACUGCAUAGUGACGUUCUGCGAGUAUUGUCAGGAAGAGAAGACUCUGCAUGAGACUGUGAAGUUCUCGGGGGUGAAGAGGCCCUUCUGUAGUGAAGGCUGUAAGUUACUGUUCAAGCAGGAUUUCACCAGGCGUCUGGGCCUGAAGUGUGUCACUUGCAACCAUUGCACCCAGAUGUGUAAGAAAUCUGUCACCAAACAGAUAGACGGAGUCAGCAGGGACUUCUGCAGCGAGACGUGUGCUAAAAAGUUUGACGACUGGUACUACAAGGCGGCGCGCUGCGACUGCUGUAAGGUACAGGGGAACCUGACAGAGUCUGUGCAGUGGCGUGCAGAGAUGAAGCAUUUCUGUGACCAGCAGUGUCUCCUGCGCUUCUACUGCCAGCAGAACGAGCCUGACAUGGCCACACAGAAAGGCCCGGAAAACACAGCUUUAGUGUUUGGAGGACCAACCCAAGCAUCUAAGAUGUCGUUUACUCAGGGGCCUGUAUCGUAUGCGGGGGGAGGGGUCCUGAAGGAUGUGAAGAAUAAAGCUGUGCUCUGUAAGCCCCUCACCAUGACCAAGGCCACCUACUGCAAACCCCACAUGCAGAGCAAACCGCUGCAGACAGAUGAGGCAGGCCUGGAGUGCUCAGGAAAGGAGUAUGUUCCUGUUCCAAUCCCUGUUCCUGUUUACAUCCCAAUACCCAUGAACCUCUAUGCUCAGGCCACACCCACUCCUAUUGCAAUACCUGUACCGGUGCCUGUGCCAGUGUUUCUACCAACCACGCUGCAGAACGCUGAGCAGAUUGUGAAGACCAUCAAUGAGCUCAAAGCCAAAGUUCCCUCUGACCCCCUUGAAGCUGAUCUAAUAGCGAUGGCUGAAGUGAUUGCACAUGAAGAAGAUGAGAAACCAAAAUGCUCAAGCAUCAAAUGUGAAAAGAGCAGUGGAGAAGUGAAGAAGGAAAGUGUAAAACAUGAAAAUGGUAGUGGUAGCUCAGAAGAGGAGGAGGAGGAAGAUGACAAGUAUGAACCAGAUUUGGACCUGGAGAAGGACCUGCCCCUUGCGACAGAACCCAUCCUGGUUGAGCGUCUAGAUACAGACAUGCUCUUCUCGUUGCCUCCAGUCCUGGCUGAGGAGAAAGAGAAGAUGCCUCGGCCCAGAACCAGGAGGAGGGGUCAGAAGAGGCGGGCAGUAGAGGAAGAGUCUUUAUCCUCGUCACCAACAGUAGAGUCCUCAGCAGCAGAAACCUCUUUCCUCUUGAGCUCCAGAUACGGCUUAAACGCAUGGAGGAGAUGGGCAACAUCUGAAGCCUCACCGUCCAGUCAAUCCAAAGGAAAGGAGAGCCAGAAAGAAGUUGGUUUAAAAGAUAGUCUCCUGUCCCUGAGCCCAGCAGAGCUGAAUCAGUCUUUAUCUUGCUUCGUCAAAGAGGUGUGUCGUCCCAACGGGGAGCGCUAUACUCCAGACAGCCUCCUUUACCUCUGUCUCAGCAUCCAGAAGUAUUUGCAGGACAAGGGAAGGACAGAUGACCUCUUUAGUGACCCACAGUACCACAUGUUUGGGGAAGAACUGAACAAGCUCCUCAAAGACUGGCAACCCUGUGUCCUUCCUGAUGGUUCUCGGUGGGGUCGUGUGGAAGAGCGGUAUCUGUGGAGCAGCGGUCAGCUCGGGGAGCAGACACCCUCCGUCCUAUUGAGAUCCCUCCUCUAUCUCAACACCAAAUACUUUGGUCUUCGCACCACUGAACAGCACUUACGCCUCUCGUUUGGAAACAUCUACGGCCCUAGCAGUUCCAAACCGCACAGCCAUGAGACCACCGUCUGUAUACGCAUCCCCUCCAUCUCACAGGAGCAGCACGAGCAAUCAGGAAGUAAGAGGAGGCGUAAAGAUGAUUGUGACUCAAACUUUGAGGCGGACAGUGGUUCAGGAGGAUCUGCUCACUGUCCUGUUAAGAAACACGAGUGCCGACUCUAUGAGCUUUACCUUUCGAAGUGCCCAGAGUCUGUGAGACAGAGGACAGAUUUUUUUUACAUGAAGCCAGAGGUCUCUGCUUCCUCGGACAGUCCGCUGUGGUUCAGCUCGACACCUCUAGAGAAUAGCGUGCUGGCUAGGCUCCUGACUCGAGUGCUGCUGGUCAGAGAUAUCUAUAGAGACAACCAGCAUGAGGAGGAGGGAGUCUAGAGGCCGAUGCACUGAAGACUUCUUACUAUGCUGUCGUGACACCCUGUGCAUCACCAACAAGCUGCUUACCAUAUCACACCCUGUCACUCUCCCUUUAAACACACUGAUCCCAAUACAGCUAAGAGAUGAUGUCAGGAUGGAUUUUGGUGGGAUAAUGCUGAUUCACAUCAGUCUUCCCAAAGACCCUUAGGAGUUUUCUCCAGAAACGAGACUUACAGGAUGCUGCUUUCUUCUUUAUUUUUUCCCCUUCUUUUCAAUUUGUUGGAAACUUGUUCAUGUAGCAUUACUUGUGUGGCCACUGUGGUCUAAAAAUAUUUCUAAAUGUAGUCUGUUAGCAGACAACAGACACAAGAACUUUGGUCCUUUAAGGAAAGUAAUGGAGGUUUUUUUUCUUCCUGCCCAACAAAGCCUUCUAAAGAUUACAUUUAUUUAUUACUGUUGAUUGACAUCUGUUAAAGAGAGUCCAAGAUUUUGUAAUAGCAGGGCAGGGUGUGUGUGUGUUGGACGCUGUGCCAUGUGUGCAAAUUCUCUGGCCUUCCAUAAUAGCAUUAAAACCUGCUGCAGCCCUGGACCUCUUCUUUGUGCGAGUGGAAUGAGUGUGUUUGUGAAUGUGCCUCUUUCCCUCCCCUUUCUUGUGUUGUUUUGGAGUGGAUUGGAUAGGAGUUGGUUCUGCACAGCCAAUGCGUUACUGGCAUUGAACCUUUAAGUGUGAAACUAUUCCUCUGAACAAUCAAGUGUAUGAAAUUUGACUUUGAAUUUCAUCUGCAGCAUAUGCUGAUUACACAGAUAAGCAGAGACAUGUUAUUUGCUCUGUACUCUUCCUGGAGUCUUGAGUAAUUUGAAGGAUGUGCGUGUGCACAAAAGUAAUUGAAAGUUACGUACAAAACACUUAGCUUAUGCAAGAUUAAAAGUGAUUUAUUUAUACGGUAAAAGUCAGUGGAGUUUAUGUUUUCAUGGCUUUUACGAUUAUUUUCCUUGACCUUUUCUACCAAUAAAUUACAAGCUCA